AGUAUACUUCGCCAAAAGUAUGAAAGGUUUUUAAAAGCUGAUUGGAAAAGAAUCAUAAAAGGUCACUGAGGGCAAUUAAAUACAGCAGUGGGGACACAGUCUGUAGCUCAGGAAACUUCUGAGAUGCAAUUUGAAAGAGCAGAGCAUGGGAAGGAUCGCUUUUUACUUGCCCUGCUCUUACGCCUUUUCUUUUGCUUUUCCCUCCUAGUACACUAGAAUAGGUCUCUGACUUAGAGGGACUUUUUUGUGACCGGUACAGCUGCAGGAUAUGCUGGUUCCUCAUUGUAGGACAUCUUGUAGCUAUGGUGGGUCAGAGCAAUGGUGUGUGAAGGAAUUCACCAGAUGCUAAAGCAGCGAGAUAGUAGAAUAUUAUUGAAAAUUGUGCUUUCCUGAAGGUGUAGCACAUCUUUCUGGGGUUUAUAAACAUUUGGCAACCAGAAACUUCUCUCUGGUCUUUUAUACUGGCCAUUAAUUUUUGCAUAUUUUUAGGAAUAUCUGUCUGAACAUUUUAGUGCCAUGCUGAAGUAUCUGACUAUGCUCUAUCGUCUGGCAAGUUCAUUACUCAUUUGGCUUGUUGCUGACAAAUUCUUAUUUCUUGAUUUUAUGUUUAAGAACUUAGUGUGCAUUCAUGCUUCUUAGCUGUGGAGUUGUGUAAGGAGUUGUUUUGGCCCAGAGAGUUUAAAAUGUAAGGGCAGGCUACUUCAAGUGUGUGCGUGUGUGUUAUGUGCACAAGUUUGCUGGUAAUUUGUUUUUUAAAAGCAAUUUCCUUUCUCCUUCUCCUUCAUUUAUUCGUCAGCCCUUGCUUUCUAGAAUACUAUGAUAACACAGAAAAUGCUUACAGUUCCUUCAGUUUUCUGUUUGUUGCAUGUUGUGAAAAACUUGUAAGAGUUGGAGUUUGUCUGUGUUCUUGAUAGGACACAUUGCCAAGAAGCAUCAGCUAGCCUUGCUGAUACUGGCAAGAAGUUCAGGGGUACGUGAUAUGUGUUACAAAAAUACUUUUUGUCAAAUAAAUUUUUCCGCUUAUAUGAUGCAAGCUUCAGUUCCAGGCAGGUCAACAAGGCAGUUGUAUUAUGGCAGCAUUAACUGAUUGAGGGAAUGAAGAGCAAGUCAAGAGUUAUUCAGUAAGGAAAGCAGAAACACAACCUCUCUUUUGCCACUCCCCCUCCUUGAGAAUAUAUUUGUAUGUAGUAGGUGCAGUAUGCCCCAGAGGUUCCCCAGUUCAUUAUGUUUUGGGCAGAUGGAGAGUCCUGAAGCCCUCAGAGAAGAUUCUUCCAAUUUAACCCUUCUGUCUCUCGUGCAAACUCUACCUCUCUCCCACUGCUCCAGCUAGUCCCGGGGCAUCUGCUGCUUCAUAAAUUGCAAGCAAUACAUCGGGCGUUUUGUGGAAGCCACUGGGCACCCUGCACAGCUCUCCUCUCAGUGAAGGGGAUUCUGCCUUCCAAAAUGACUUUCCAGGCUCUGCUUCUGAGUCUGUUUUGUGUUGUGCUUGGAAAAGCAAGUGUGGUUACGCAGACGGGCCACAGAAAUGUGAAGAUGGGUGAUAACGUGACUCUGAGCUGUGUCCUGACAGAGCCCAAGGAUGUUCUGCAAGUGACGUGGCAAAAGGACUCUGAAAAAUCACAUGAGAAUAUAGCUACAUACAGCAACAUGAAAGGACUAAAGAUUCACAAGCCCUUUCAGGACCGAAUGAAUUUCACAAGUCUGGUUCUUAAUGAGACAAACAUCACUUUUUGGGACACUAGAAUGGAUGAUACGGGAUGUUACACAUGCCUCUUCAACGUUUUCCCCCUUGGCUCCUUCUCGGGACGUACCUGCCUGAGAGUCUUUGGUCUCAAUGCAUCUGUCCAUUAUAACAUUUCCGAAGGGCAUUUGACAGCCAUCUGUAAUGCUGUUGGCCUCCCAGAGCCUACCAUCAGCUGGAACAGCUUGUUCAAUUCUACUCCAAUACAGGAGGAGGUCAGGCACGCCAAUGGGAUGGUGUCUGUCACAAGUAGGCUGGAGAUCUACGACUUGCGGAGCCUCAGGGGGCAAGAGUUGACCUGCAAAGUAAGCAACAAGAAUGAAGAAAUGGAAUUGCCCGUGAAAAUGAGAAAGGAAGAGUCAUUCUCAUUCCUUGGGCUGAUGAUUACUUUGGGGAUUUUACUUGUCGUCUUCAUUCUGAUUGUGAUUGCAGUGUGGUGGAGGAAGAAGAUAUGCAAGAGGGGUCAAAGCGGAUUCUAGAGGAUUCCCAUUCAUCUACCAGAUCACUACAGCCUAGCAGCCUGAAGUUGGCCUUAAAAGCAGUGACUUGCAUAGCUGGAAAGUAACAACGAUCAAAGGGAAUUACGUCAAAACCAGAGCACUACCCUAUUUAGAUGCUGUGCUUCUUGCUAAAAGAUUAGCACAAUGAUGUUUGUUAUCCGGUCCAGACACUUAAUUAUAGAAAGUAGAACCAGGGGAAAUAUGCAGUCAACUCCUCUGCUGCCAGGCUAUUUUAAGUGUUGCCAGUCUGCAAAAUGUAUUUGCCUUCUUCCAGUUGAAUUUUGAAAGCCUCCAGGUUUGGAGGCUCUGCAGGCUCCCUGGGGAUGCUCUUCCAGCGCUUAAUAGCUAUCACAGUAGACGGCUUUUUUGGUUUUUGUUUUGUUUUUUUUCCUAUAGCAUCUGUCUGCAAUUUCGCUAGCUGCAGCUCUGCGUCCAACACCCUCUUCAUAUCAUCUGCUUCUCUGCUCUUCCAGUCAGCUGAUCUGACAUUUUUCAGGGCGGCAGGCUGUAUUGCUUAGCUCUCCCUAGAGCGACCUGCUGCUACAGGACUCUGAUGGCACCAGCUUUGCCAGCAGCCCUAGGAAAGAGCAGUAGGGCUCCAGGCAGAAGUAGUUGUAGCUGCCAAGUGUGGAUUUUUUUUUUCUUCUAGCCCUGUCUGUUCUUAGAUAUGUAAGUGAGGAGAAGCAGAAAGCACAACCCGGUGGAUGUGGAAGUACUGGCAUCCCCUUCUUGCAUUUCCUUUCUAUUUAACAGUGGUUCUCUCUCUGUUUUUUUACAAAAAUACCCCAGCCUGCUCCUUGAGUAGCUGCCAAAAUGAAGGGACUAGGCUUCUGGGUAGUUCCCGUGGUCGUCAUGUGCGCUGUGCAGAGUGGUCUCCCCUCUCUCCACCCUUUUGUGUGGUUUGUCUUUGAAUGCAGAUGAACUGCUCUGCUGGCCAAAAGCAAUUAUUCCUUAUUUUGACUUUGUCAUGCGAGAUGCUGCACCUAGAACUACCUAUUGUGUGUCACUACUGUGAACUUCAUGGUAUCAAUGGCAAGUUUGACAGAGGUUGAGUUUGCUGAAGUGCCAUGUUUUCGGUAGUGGAUAAAGAUACUGUGCUAUUGCUACAAGCUGGGAUGUAACCUCACUUCUGCCCCCAGGGAGUUUCCCAGCUCCUUUCUGGUUUUUAUUCCUGUUUGCAGGAAUAAAUGCCUGCACGUGCCCACUGGCCUGAUCAUUUCCAGGUGCAAUGGUCCUGCCUGUCUCACCAGCUAUGCCACACCGCACUGCUGGCAAGAGCGGGUGACUGCCAGGCGCUGUGUUGUGGCUCAUCUUAAUUUGCAAGAGGUCAGAGCCUCCAUUUGCCCAGUGCCUCCUGGGGCUUGGUGAGGGCUCAAUGCAUAUUUGUCAGUGUAGGUGUUGCUAAAAACAGGCCUACCUCUGGGCAUGCCAACUGCAUAGCCCAUUUUACUGACAGGUGGGAGGACAGUGGGGAGUCCUCUAGAAAUUUUUGUUCUACUGGUAAGUGCUAAUGUCUAAGAUGUGUCUCCAUCUUCUGUUCUGGCUUAAUAUUAGUUAUCCUAUUGGGUUGGCCACUGUAUCCUCUUGCCUGUUGGAUCUGAUUAGCCCCUUCUUUUUUGUGCAUCUGUAAUAUUCUGUCGUAUUAAGUGUGUGACAUUUUGGAUUGUGCUUUUUAUGUCAUAUAUUAAUCAAACAUGCCUACUGUCUGUCUGAGCAUCAAUGGGGAAGAUUUAGCAGAGAGGAGACUUAUGACUAACUGUUUCAGAGUGAGCCUUUUUGCUCAGAAGGAGUACAGUCAGAACAUUAUCUUCUAGAAUGGCAGCCUCUUUAGAGUCUGGCCAAAAAAUUGUGUGUGUGUAUGUCCCCAUGUAUUGAGGGCAUGAGAGGGGUGAUGUUUGCUGUUACUAUUGUAUCAGCAACCUGGCUAUUUUGCAGGUGCAAUACGAUAUAUUUAUGUAUUUUAUUUUUUAAAUUUAAAAAAUUUGAUCAAGCCAAAACACCAACUGUUCCUUUUUUUUUUGUAUGCUAAAAAUAGUUGGAGUACUAAAAAUGCUUCAUUCCAAGUUGUGGGGGUUUUAUAUAGUUUUGAUGUAAACUUCCUUUCUGUACAGAAAGUGGGACUUCAAGGUUUUUUGUCUUGGUUCGUUUCAGGUUUUCUAGUUUGUUUGUUUUUUUCCAAAAAAGUUUUUUGAGCAAAGUAAGUUUUGGAAUGAAUUUAGAAAGUAUAUUUGACCAAAGCAACUGCAGUUUACUUCAGAUUUAAAAAUGACCGGUCAAUCAAAUUAUAAUUUUAUAUAUUUUUAGCAAUCUGGCGUGUCUUGUGUUUGCUGCUUAAUUAUUCCUUAUUUAAAGUUACAUGUCCUACUGAUGUAUUGACUGUCUUGUCUUUUGUAUUUGCCUUUGCUGAAAAGAUGCCAAAUAAAGCAACUUUGAAAGUAA
This is a messenger RNA of Dromaius novaehollandiae (emu), 4680 nucleotides long. Its product is annotated as OX-2 membrane glycoprotein-like. The record is from RefSeq and is a predicted model, not a curated record. Gene Ontology annotation, molecular function: cell-cell adhesion mediator activity. Bases 1444 to 2220 code for a protein of 258 amino acids. The transcript has 6 exons. Lineage: Eukaryota; Metazoa; Chordata; Aves; Casuariiformes; Dromaiidae. Gene Ontology annotation, biological process: negative regulation of macrophage activation; regulation of immune response; heterotypic cell-cell adhesion. Gene Ontology annotation, cellular component: axon; cell surface; neuronal cell body.